AUGCCAUUCGAAGUUAAUCGAUUCCAUGCCCUUGUCUUUGUGACGUGGCAACUUGCUAAUUUGGCUGUUGGUCAAUAUAUUUUUAGCAUUUUUGCGACAUACGUACCGUCGUUUAAAUGUGGGGAUGGCCCCGUGACAAGAAAUUGUCGCAUAUUUGAGACUUGCAACAAGUCUGAACUUGUCUUUGUUGAUGAGAUGUUCGCUUCAGCUGCCAUUGAAUUUGAAUGGGUUUGUUCACAUCAUAAUGCCAAGUUCAACAGUAUUCAAUUUGUGGGUGUUCUAGUCGGAACGUUAUUCUUUGGAAUUGCAUCCGAUUACUUUGGGAGGAAACCGAUAGGAGUUAUUGCGAUCCUAAUUUCUAUAUGUUCUAGUUUUGCAACAGGAAUGUCUCCAAAUCAACACUUGCUAUAUGUAGCCAGAUUUUGUGGCGGACUAUCUAUUGCUGGAGUCUUGGUUGUGGUAUGUGCUUGGAUUUUGGAAUCGAUACUUCCUCAUCAGAGAAUGGUAGUUCGCGGGUUUUUCAAUUGGGGCUGGACCCGUAUCUUUACUACGCUCAUUUGUUUUUUUGCCGGAGAAUGGAGAAUGGCAUCUUAUGUGUUUGCCCUAUGUCUGCUGCCUGCUUUGUUUAUGACAGUUUUUGUGUUACCGGAAUCUCCAAUAUGGCUGCACAGCAAAGGACGAAUUACUGAGAUGAUAGAAACUGAAAAGUAUAUGGCUGAAAUCGCCGGGGUCCCCUUCGUUCCAGUUGAGCAUCAUUUGAUUGAAUCGAAGUCUUUCUGGGCUGUUAUCAAAACGAAAGGAACAUUUUUCAAGCUCUUUAUCCUAUGGAUCUUCUGGUUUGGAGUUGCUGUUUGUGGUUUUUCAAACGACUUGAACUCGGGAAAAUUGGUAGGAAACCUCUACAUGAAUCAAAUUCUCUUCGGAAUUAUUAUUGUCAUUUCGAAAGUUGUUCUUCUUUUCGUUGACAAAAAUUUCGAUUGGUUCAAGAGAAGAACUCUUCACCAAGGUUCAAUCGCAGGGACUGUUCUUUGUUUUGGAGUUUUGGGCGCUAUGUGUCACAAUCACUAUCACGGUACUGGAGUCCUUGUAGUGUUCUUGAUUGGCACUUUGAUGAUUGAGUACACCUGGGAUGCAGUAUACUUGAUUACUAUUGAGUCAAUGGAAACAUCGUCAAGAACAAGUACAUCUGGAAGUUGCUCUUUCUUGGCAAGGAUGGGAAGUCUGGUCGCUCCGAUCCUCACCCAUAUCAGCACAUGGUGGCCACUGGUUUUCUACAUAACAAUCAUGGUCAUUGGAAGUAUCACUUUUGUGAUUUCCUACUUCUUUUUGGAGGAAACAAAAGACGUUGAUCUGGAUGAAGUUCACAUAGAAAAGAAAGAAGUAUCUCCUGAUGAAAUUCCUAUGCUUGAUAUGAAGGAAGCAUAA
Messenger RNA from Caenorhabditis briggsae, 1425 nucleotides. The record is from RefSeq and is a predicted model, not a curated record. NCBI's taxonomy places the organism in Eukaryota, Metazoa, Nematoda, Chromadorea, Rhabditida, Rhabditidae. Gene Ontology annotation, biological process: transmembrane transport. Bases 1 to 1425 code for a protein of 474 amino acids. Gene Ontology annotation, molecular function: transmembrane transporter activity. The transcript has 6 exons. Gene Ontology annotation, cellular component: membrane.